AAUAUUAAUUUAAACAUGAAGGUUAUCAUUGCCCUCGUUAUGACUGUUGCUCUUGUUGCAGCCAGCACCACUCUUGCCGAGACUGGAAGUUACAAAUUCACCAUUAACUUCUCCAAGAACUCAAGCAACAGCAGCAACUCUGAUGUCGCAUUGGGACUUACUGUUGGAUCCACAACUGCCCCAAUGACAGCUAGUCAGUAUGCUACAGGAGCUUGUGUCAAUGUAGCUACCAGCAACUAUCAACUCACCACUGCUAGCACCACCUUGAAGGGAUUCGGAAUUGAAUGGCAAUGUCACGCCACUUGUACAUCAUUGGCCGCCGUUUACAACUCAGUCAAUUUCUACGCUGGUGCUAGCUGGGGACAGACUACUGCUCACGUUGCCUCCUCUCAAUCUGCAUUAACCGCUGUCACAUCUCCAGCUGGAACCAACUCCAACAACUCAACUGCCAAGACCGUCUCCUACACCUUCAGUGGAUUGACUCCAACCCAACUUUCAAGCUCCGUCUACAUGCCAAACCAGACAGAGACCUGGUAUGUCAGAUGCUUCGCUAGAUUCGACAACGCUGCCUCCGCCUCUUUGGCUUCAGGAGUAUCCGACUUAGCCACCACUCUCGGAAACGGAAAGAACCUCUCCUUGAAGGGUAACGGAUACCAAGUUGCCACCAUCCUCGCUGUUGCAGGAUCCUUGGUCGCCUCCCUUGCUUAAUUAUGCCUAAGUUGAUACCUAAAACUUC
Molecule: messenger RNA, 736 nt
Organism: Moneuplotes crassus
Lineage: Eukaryota; Ciliophora; Spirotrichea; Euplotida; Euplotidae
Source: the annotation of a GenBank genome assembly